AUGUGGCUCCUCACUGUAUAUGAGGUGCUUCUACAAACAGUUGAAGAAAUGGAGAGGAAGUUCAACAAGCACCUUAGAAGAUGGUUGGGAAUACCCCCGAGCUUUACAUCGUUGGGGCUUUACAUGAGGUCGGGCCAGCUCCAGCUACCCCUGUCAUCAGUGGUGGAGGAGUUUAAAGUUGCCAAAUGUAGACUGUCCCUGACAUACAGGGACUCUCAAGACCAACUUACCAGGGAAGCAGGGAUUAGAACUAGAUCAGGCCGUAAGUGGGCCGCCGGCACAGCAAUUAACCAAGCAGAAUGUUCACUCAUGACCAAAGAGAUCAUUGGAAACCCUUGUACUGGAAGGCAGGGUCUAGGAACAUCACAUUUCCAGAAGUGGUCAAAGUCCACCCCUAGGGAGAAGAGAGCUAUGAUCCAGGAUGAAGUUCGAACCCUUGAGGAAGAAAUGAGAAGAGCAAAAUCCAUCGAGCUUGCAACUCAAGGUGCCUGGACGAGGUGGAACCUCCCCAAGAAGAAAAUCACAUGGAGUGAACUGUGGCGGCUGGAGCCCUUCCGUAUAUCCUUUUUACUCCGAGCGGUGUAUGACACCUUACCAACCCCAGUCAAUUUGCACAGGUGGGGGAUGAGGGAGGACCCACUGUGCAAGUUAUGUGGUGGGAGAGGUACAAUGGCGCACAUUCUGUCAGGGUGUAAGACCGCAUUGACACAGGGGAGAUACAGGUGGCGCCAUGACAAGGUGUUGGCAGUGCUCGCAGACAUACUGGAGCAAGAAAGGAGGAAGAAACAACCAGCCAAAGUAAGACCAUCACUGAGUACCAUUGCCUUUGUGAAAGAAGGCCAAAGACCUGUUGUCCACAGCCAAGCCAAGCAGAACCUUCUGCAGUCAGCCAAGGGAUGGGAAAUGGGGGUUGACCUAGGGAGGAAACUCCACUUCCCCGAUGCGGUACUGGUCACAACUCUAAGGCCCGAUAUCAUCAUGUGGUCUCCGGAGGGAAGGAAGAUCAUCCUGGUGGAGUUGACGGUGCCGUGGGAGGAGGGCUGUGAGGAAGCUGCAGAGAGGAAAAGAGCCAAAUAUCAGCAACUUGUUGCAGACUGCCAGGACAAAGGGUGGAUAUGUUGGCUGAUGACAGUGGAAGUCGGAUGUCGUGGAUUCCCAGCUCAAUCUGUGUGGAAUCUAUUGACAAAGGUUGGACUGAGGGGCCACUUAAGGAAAGCAGCCGUUCGUAAGCUGGGGGAAGCGGCAGAGAGAGCCUCCUGUUGGCUCUGGCAUAAGAGAGAGGACACAAGCUGGAAACUUGGAGGAGAGGGGCAUGACUUCCAGGAAAGUCUGGAUGGCAACCGAGGAAGGUCGGUGACGCUGGAAAGACAGCUGACCUCCAGGAAAGACUGGCGGGGUAACAGGGGCCAGCAACCCCUGUUGCGGCACUCGCAAGAGGGCACCAAUCAAGCUACAGAACUGACAAAUGAACAAUACCCCCAGAGUCUCCCGAGAGGGGGGGAGGAUGAGAGGCUCACUCGGACAGAUACAAUGGCAACGACAAGGACAGUGACACAGACGCAGAGAAGGUUCAUACAGACCACCUUGACCGGGGAGGCAUCGGAAGUGAAAUGCAGUUGCGGACGGAUCUGCAAAGGCGUAAGAGGGCUCAAAAUACACCAGAGCAAGUCCACGUGUGGAAAAGGACGGAUGCAUGCACACCGCUCAGACGAACCGUCUGGUGAGACGGAGGAGAACCCUAGGCAGGAAGCACACCAUAGUCCUAGGGAUCUCUCAGUGCCGGCAAUCCCCCAAGACCAUACAAGGAGAACUUCCUACUCCAACACAGAAAGCCUACCCCAUCUAACGAACGAAAGAAUUAAGUGGCCCAAAAUGAGUGACAGAGAGGAGUGGUCAAAGUUAGAUGAAGAUCUGGACAAAGUGCUUGGAGCGGUUCAAGCAGGAUCAGUGGAAAGGAAGGUGGAUUUACUGACCGCCAUCACAUACAAUGUGGCAAAGGAACGGUUUGGAGUAGUGCCUAGGAGACAGAAUAAAGCAAGACCAGAAAAGCAGGAUAACAGAAGACAGAGAAAGAUCCAACAACUUAGGAAGGGGAUCAAGACCCUGAGGAAGCAGUUCAAACUGGCAAGCACAGGAGAGAAGGAAGGAAUAAAAGAGCUAACAGCCAGCCUCCGUGAGCAGCUAAUUAGAACAAGAAGAGCUGAGAGAUUCAAGCAGAGGCGGAAAAAGCAGGAAGCUGCACGAGCUCAGUUUAUAAAGGACCCAUACCGCUUCACUAAAUCACUUCUGGGGGAGGUGAGGUCCGGGACUCUAACGAGUACCAAAGAGGAGGUGGAGCAGGCUGUUGAGGAGGGAUUCAGUGACCCUACAAGAGAUGAGGUCCUGGAAGAAAAUCUCAGGCUUCUUAACGUCGACCCACCUACCACAACCCUCAGUACAGAGUGUCCAUCAUGGAGAGAGGUUCAAGAGGUUGUUAAGAAUGCAAGAUCAUCUUCGGCCCCAGGUCCAAGCGGUAUACCAUACAAAGUAUACAAAAGAUGCACUAAGCUCCUGCGAAGGCUGUGGAAGCUUAUGCGGGUAAUUUGGUCCAAGGGAACCAUUCCAACAAGCUGGAGAAGGGCGGAAGGGUGCUUUGUGCCCAAAGAACAGGGAGCCACACAGAUCAGCCAGUUUCGAACUAUAUCCCUUCUUAGUGUGGAGGGGAAGAUUUUCUUUGCAGUGCUUGCAAAGAGAAUGGGCGCUUACAUGACCCAGAAUGGAUAUAUUAACACCUCUAUCCAGAAGGGCGGUGUGGAAGGAUUCUCCGGGUGCUUGGAGCAUACAGGAGUUCUCAGCCAACUCAUCCAAGAAGCAAAGGAAAAGAAGGGCAGCCUAACAGUUGUCUGGCUUGACUUCGCAAAUGCAUACGGGUCUAUUCCCCAUAAUUUAAUUCAAGUCGCUUUGGACUACUACCACAUCCCUCAUAACAUCCAGGGCAUAAUCACCAGUUACCUGAGAGAUAUCAAGUUGCGAUUCCAGUCCGCCAGGUUUACUACAAAGUGGCAGCCAGUGGAGAAGGGGAUAGUGACAGGAUGCACAAUCUCUCCCAUCUUGUUCACCAUGGGAAUGAACCUGAUCAUCUCUGUAGCGAGUACAAAGGCAAGGGGACCAAAGACCGCAACUGGAUGUCAACAGCCAGCGAUCAGGGCAUUCAUGGAUGAUCUUACUGUGAUAACGCCAACUCAUGUGCAGGCAAGAUGGGUCCUGGCAGAACUGGAUAACAUGGCCACUUGGGCGAAGAUGGUUUUCAAGCCCAAGAAAUCAAGGAGCCUGGUGAUUCAGAAGGGUAAAACAACUGGAAAGUUUAAGCUACUUGUUCAAGGGGAAGUGAUCCGAAAUAUCCAGGGCAACCCAAUUAGAUGCCUUGGAAAGUGGUAUGAUGAUUCCCUGUCAGACAAGAACAACAUCUCCAGCACUAGAAAACAAGUUGAAGAGUGGCUGAAGAAGAUCGACAAGUCUGACCUGCCUGGGAAAUACAAGUGCUGGAUCUACCAACACGGCUUGCUCCCAAGACUCAUGUGGCUCCUCACUGUAUAUGAGGUGCUUCUACAAACAGUUGAAGAAAUGGAGAGGAAGUUCAACAAGCACCUUAGAAGAUGGUUGGGAAUACCCCCGAGCUUUACAUCGUUGGGGCUUUACAUGAGGUCGGGCCAGCUCCAGCUACCCCUGUCAUCAGUGGUGGAGGAGUUUAAAGUUGCCAAAUGUAGACUGUCCCUGACAUACAGGGACUCUCAAGACCAACUUACCAGGGAAGCAGGGAUUAGAACUAGAUCAGGCCGUAAGUGGGCCGCCGGCACAGCAAUUAACCAAGCAGAAUGUUCACUCAUGACCAAAGAGAUCAUUGGAAACCCUUGUACUGGAAGGCAGGGUCUAGGAACAUCACAUUUCCAGAAGUGGUCAAAGUCCACCCCUAGGGAGAAGAGAGCUAUGAUCCAGGAUGAAGUUCGAACCCUUGAGGAAGAAAUGAGAAGAGCAAAAUCCAUCGAGCUUGCAACUCAAGGUGCCUGGACGAGGUGGAACCUCCCCAAGAAGAAAAUCACAUGGAGUGAACUGUGGCGGCUGGAGCCCUUCCGUAUAUCCUUUUUACUCCGAGCGGUGUAUGACACCUUACCAACCCCAGUCAAUUUGCACAGGUGGGGGAUGAGGGAGGACCCACUGUGCAAGUUAUGUGGUGGGAGAGGUACAAUGGCGCACAUUCUGUCAGGGUGUAAGACCGCAUUGACACAGGGGAGAUACAGGUGGCGCCAUGACAAGGUGUUGGCAGUGCUCGCAGACAUACUGGAGCAAGAAAGGAGGAAGAAACAACCAGCCAAAGUAAGACCAUCACUGAGUACCAUUGCCUUUGUGAAAGAAGGCCAAAGACCUGUUGUCCACAGCCAAGCCAAGCAGAACCUUCUGCAGUCAGCCAAGGGAUGGGAAAUGGGGGUUGACCUAGGGAGGAAACUCCACUUCCCCGAUGCGGUACUGGUCACAACUCUAAGGCCCGAUAUCAUCAUGUGGUCUCCGGAGGGAAGGAAGAUCAUCCUGGUGGAGUUGACGGUGCCGUGGGAGGAGGGCUGUGAGGAAGCUGCAGAGAGGAAAAGAGCCAAAUAUCAGCAACUUGUUGCAGACUGCCAGGACAAAGGGUGGAUAUGUUGGCUGAUGACAGUGGAAGUCGGAUGUCGUGGAUUCCCAGCUCAAUCUGUGUGGAAUCUAUUGACAAAGGUUGGACUGAGGGGCCACUUAAGGAAAGCAGCCGUUCGUAAGCUGGGGGAAGCGGCAGAGAGAGCCUCCUGUUGGCUCUGGCAUAAGAGAGAGGACACAAGCUGGAAACUUGGAGGAGAGGGGCAGUGACCUGGCCAGUCACUGCUGACCCACCAACUGGAGGGUGUUGUGGUUAAGGGUCGAAACACCCAGUGAAGGUUGGGGACCACCUGACGACCUCACCUCCAGGCCAAGGCUUCAUCCAUUA
Molecule: messenger RNA, 4990 nt
Organism: Paramisgurnus dabryanus
Lineage: Eukaryota; Metazoa; Chordata; Actinopteri; Cypriniformes; Cobitidae
Source: RefSeq, a predicted model, not a curated record